AUGGCUCUUUUACAGAAGACAGUAGAGCUACUUGAUUUAGAGCAACUCACAGUUACAGAGCCAUAUGAUUCCGAACCAAUCCCUAAUGCUGCCAGUUCUCGUUCUCUGACGGUCAUAGAUGAAAGGCGUCGCCCUUGGACGUUCGGUUACAGGGUUACCAGAAGAGGAAGGGUCUUGUCUGGUCCCCAUUGGCAGAACUUCAUUAGAGACAAUAAUGUUCGAGUUGGUGACACGGUAUCCAUUGAGAGGAAUGAUGGGCAUGGCUAUCCAGCAGAAUACACACGCAUAUAUAUCCAAUAUACAUUGAGACUCAUUGCUUUAUUAUUCAUCUACCCAUGGGGUAAAUGGGCUGCUGAGAUCCGUGACCCAAGGAAAGGGGUUACGGUCUGGCUAGGCACUUUCGAUACUGCUGAAGCAGCUGCGAGAGCUUAUGAUGCUGAGGCACGGAGAAUUCGUGAUAAGAAAGCUAAGAUUUAA
Messenger RNA from Gossypium arboreum, 477 nucleotides. RefSeq lists its product as uncharacterized. The record is from RefSeq and is a predicted model, not a curated record. NCBI's taxonomy places the organism in Eukaryota, Viridiplantae, Streptophyta, Magnoliopsida, Malvales, Malvaceae. Gene Ontology annotation, biological process: ethylene-activated signaling pathway; regulation of DNA-templated transcription. The transcript has 2 exons. The coding region runs from base 1 to 477 and encodes 158 amino acids. Gene Ontology annotation, molecular function: DNA binding; DNA-binding transcription factor activity.